AUGGCAGACAAGCCUGACAUGGGGGAAAUCGCCAGCUUCGAUAAGGCCAAGCUGAAGAAGACCGAGACGCAGGAGAAUACCCUGCCGACCAAAGAGACCAUCGAGCAAGAGAAGCGAAGUGAGAUGUCCUGGGAUCCUGCAGUGGUCUCCGCCCUCGUCAUGUGCGACACCCUAGUCGUGAUGUGGAGGAAGAGCCACCUGCAGGAUGGGCACGAGCGACGAGCUGCACUAAAAGAGGCGGCCGAGGAGAGCAGAAGCAUUUCUCCCCAGGCUGGGUGUGGGUCCGGAGCCAGGCGCGCUUCCGCGGGAGAGGGGAAGAGUCAGGUGGCAGCAGCGCGGGAGCCGGAGCGGUGUGGAGGGGGCGCGUGCGGGGUGCGCCUCCCUCCGGCCGACGCGGGGAGGGCGGCCCGCGCACGCGAGUCCGCGGCCCAGGGCUCCCGCGCUGCGAUCCGCGGGCGCGCCGGGGGCGCCCCAUCUGCCGCGUCUCCUCCCUCGCGCAUUCACUCCCUCCUCUCACCCCCGCCCCCAGCCCCUGGCAGGUCCCUCCCCCAUGCCUGCUCGGGCUGCUGCCGCCGCCGCCGCUACCGGAGGCGCAGGAGCCUCGCGAUAGUGUUUGCACAGGCGGCGCGUGACGCCGCCGCCGCCUGUAACUGA
Elephantulus edwardii (Cape elephant shrew) is the source of this 654-nucleotide messenger RNA. RefSeq names its product serine/arginine repetitive matrix protein 3-like. The transcript is spliced from 2 exons. Gene Ontology annotation, biological process: regulation of cell migration; actin filament organization. Gene Ontology annotation, cellular component: cytoplasm. Lineage: Eukaryota; Metazoa; Chordata; Mammalia; Macroscelidea; Macroscelididae. Gene Ontology annotation, molecular function: actin monomer binding. The coding region runs from base 1 to 654 and encodes 217 amino acids. The record is from RefSeq and is a predicted model, not a curated record.